AUUUCCUUGCUUGGAUCUCAUCUGCCGCCGACGAAUACAGAAUGUAAUUUAUCGCUAUCCUGUAUCACAUCAGGCCGCUCCAGUUGUAGCGCAGUUUCACAUUCAGUAGUAAUUUUCACGACCACAUAUAGUUUCGCAAUCAUUUUUGUGGCACACACGACAUCUUGCUGUGUCCGCCAAGUUUAUUCACGAACGCGACCAUUUCUACACAAUUACAAAAACCCUUUUUGUAAUCACUUCCUACCGAAACACACUUUUUUAUCCAUCUUCCAUCAGAAGUGCCGAUUCACAAUCACGCCCACCAUGGCGAAGAACAAGCCGGCCGCCGCGGGGCACGAGUUGUCCAUUUUGAAGGACAAGGAAACGGACUUCGCGGAAUGGUACCCAGAAGUCAUCAAAAAGGGUGAACUAAUCGAGUACUACGAAAUUUCUGGGUGCUACAUCCUCCGCCCCUACGCGUUUUUCAUGUGGGAACAGAUCCAAGCCUUCAUCGAUUCGCACAUCAAGAAGCUCGGCGUGCAAAACUCGUAAGAAAUUUUAGCAAUUUGUUUAUCCUUUUGUAGUUGCUUUUGAAGUUGCAUACCUAGUGGAUUUGUAGUCAUUGCAGUCUUGGGUUUGAUGAAAUCGAAAUGUGUUGAAGAAACUGAUGUUGAGUUUCAGCUAUAAAGUUCUCCGAAUCUCCACCCCACACAGGUACUUCCCUCUCUUCGUUUCAAAAGAUGCGCUGGAGAAGGAAAAGGACCACGUUGAGGGUUUCGCGCCGGAGGUCGCCUGGGUCACGCACGCUGGGGAGUCGCCGUUGCCAAAGCCAAUCGCAAUCCGCCCAACGUCUGAGACUAUCAUGUACCCGGCCUACGCAAAAUGGGUAAGUACCAGUUGCUUUCUUGUUGGUUAGUUUCUGAUGCGCAGUUUAAACAAGACGCGUUGACGAGCUCAACGUACCAAAGAAACCGCAUUCAAUUCUGCACCACCUACAUCGUAUGCAAAAAUGAAAAACAGAUCCGAUCGCACCGCGACUUGCCGUUGAAGCUGAACCAGUGGACGUCCGUCGUCCGAUGGGAAUUCAAGUACCCCACCCCUUUUAUCCGCACCCGUGAGUUUCUGUGGCAGGAAGGACACACCGCACACGCCAGCAUGGAGGACGCGGAGAAGAUGGUAUGAUCGUGUUUGAGCACAGGGCCUUAGACUUGAUGCAAUCGUUUCCAAGGGCAUGAUUGUGUUUUUAAAGGUACAAAGAAACCUAUGCUUCAAAAUAUUCCAUAAAUGAAACUCCAGGUCCUCGAUAUUCUCGACCUGUACGAGAAAACCUACGAGGAAGUCCUGGCCGUCCCAGUCGUCAAGGGUGUGAAGUCCGAAAAGGAAAAGUUCGCCGGAGGUUACAUGACCACCACGGUCGAAGCCUUCAUCCCGACCAACGGACGCGCGGUGCAGGGUGCCACGUCACACCACUUGGGCGAGAACUUUUCCAAAAUGUUCCACAUUCAGUUCGAGGACGAAAAGGGCAAGAAGCAGUACGCGGCCCAAACCUCCUGGGGGUUCACCACGCGCAGUAUCGGGACGAUGGUACUAGAGGACUGAUGUUUUUCUUUGGUGUAUACAGGUUUUUAGGGCAGGAGGUUCAUGAACAUUUCUGGACUUGUGCCUUCGUGGAGUGUAACCCUAAUAUCGUGAUGAAAAAACGCCAACUACCUUACAGAUCAUGGUCCACGGCGACAACACGGGUUUGGUCCUGCCCCCGAAGGUCGCCCAGAAGCAGGUCGUGUUCGUGCCCAUCCCGGGUAAGAAGCUCCCGUGGGAGCAGCUCGGCGAGAAGUGCCACGAUUUGGCAAAGCCGCUCGAGCAGCUAGGCGUCCGGGUGCACGUGGAUGACAGGAAAAAUUACAACCCUGGUUACAAAUACAACCACUGGGAAAUGAAGGGCGUGCCAAUCCGCUUGGAAGUGGGCGAGCGGGAUCUCGAGCAGAACGUCGUCACGGUCGUGACAAGGUACAACAAGUACGACGCGGACUUCAAGAAAUUUACCAUUCCCUUCGACGAGCUGGAAAAGCGAAUCCCGAAAUUGCUGGAGGAGAUCCACGCCGGUAUGUUGAAGAAAGCGACGGUGAAAAGGAACGAAAUGAUCAUGGUGAUCAAAACUUGGGAAGAGGUACUUGGGUUUGAUGGUUGUAGUUUUUGUGCUACUGAAAAAUCCGAAAUUAGAAACUGUAUGAUUCCAUCGCUAUAGGCGGAAAGUAUCGCCAAAAAUUAUCUUCUUCGACUACACCAAUACUAUCUACAGAUGAAAGCCAACCUCGACAAGAAGACUCUCUUCCUGUGCCCCUGGUGCGAGACGAUUGAGUCUGAAGAGGAAAUCAAGGACCUCACCAAGCAGAUUUCCGAGCAGAACGAAAAGAAGGUCGCGGAAAACAACCUCGACGAGAACGGUGAGGAAUUCGCGCCGGCGUUGUCGGGUGCCAUCAAGACGCUCUGCAUCCCGCUGAUUCAGCCGGAGAUGCCGGUCGGCCAGAAGUGCUUCUUCAAGAAGGAUCAGCCCGCGAAGAGGUGGGUGCUCAUGGGACGCAGCUACUAGACGGCGUCGCAGGACGCGUCGCCCGGAUUUGCCGACUUGAGUGUUGAAGCGGAGUAGCGACGAAAGGUUGCCACUGCAACUUAGUUGAGCACACACACAACCUGAAGUUCAUCAUCACGUAUACGCAGAUACCACAUCGGAACCACACGUAUACGCAGAUACAACGCAUCCAAACGCCAUGAGAAUCGCAUAAAAUGAAGAAGUAUCGCAGGCAUGGACAAAAGUGGGUGAUUGUGGUUGAAAAUUUAGCUUGCGG
Messenger RNA from Amoebophrya sp. A120, 2825 nucleotides. The record is from the annotation of a GenBank genome assembly. Lineage: Eukaryota; Dinophyceae; Syndiniales; Amoebophryaceae.